AUGGCAACCAAAGAAGAAAAAAUUCAACAAGAAUUAAACGAUGCAAAAAGAUAUUACGAGGAUGCAAAAAAGAAGUUAGAAAAGUUAGAAGGGUUAAAUGGGGAUUUGAGGAAGUUGAAGAAUGCAAUCAAACGUAAGGCCAUUGAAGUUGAUGAAAUUGAUCAAGUGGAUUACUUUAAGCGACUCAAGGGUGCAUCUCCUCCAUCUGCUUAUGCCGGAAGAGGAGAUUGUGGAUGGCCAUCUGGACAAUGUGACUGUCAAACAGCUGUUCCCACAGAUGAAGUUUAUAAAUUCGUCUUAGAACUUACAGAAGAAAUGUCGGACCCAUUUCCUAAUGAGGAUGCACGAACAAGUGCUUUUCAUCAUUUGUUAGAAACAAUUGGCAUAAAACUUAACAAAAUUAUUAUCACAGGUUGUACAACAGAUGGUUCUGUGUUGACUAAAGAUGGAAGUAUGUUGAUGAUCAAUCUUGAAGUGAAACCAGAACUAGGAGAAGGAAAUGGUUGUCCGUAUAUUCAAGGUAUUACUUUUUAUGGAAAGAAAGUAGCUGAUUAUCUUGAAGGAAAAGAAGCAUUGCGUUUACCAUGUUUUGUUUUGUACUUGGCAGGGCCCUUCCUUGGGAUUGCUGGCAUCAUUCAUACUAAGAACAAAAUUGUGACAGACCCUUUAGUUGGACCUUUACUAUUGAUGUUCCUCCAAUAUGAUAGAGAACAGAUGACACAAAUUGCACGAAUGUUUACUGCUCUUAAAUCAGCUUACUACACACUUUGUAAAUAUUAUGAUGAGAAUCUUGAAACAGGUCCACAAUCACUUUGGCCAUACUGUCAUUCAUUUUAUUAUCAAACAAAAAAAGUAGAAUUUGAGUAUAUUCAGCAACUAGAAAGUACCAAACUGUUGUUUAUUGUAAAAACAAAGCAAAGCGAUGAUAAUACUGACCUUUCUCAAAGAUUGCUUGUUAAAUUUACAGAAAUAUAUGGGACAUCAGAAUUGGUUACGAAAAAGACUACAGAGAUUGUUAAACAUAUACAUAAUGGUGGAUAUGUCCAUGGGGACUUGAGAAAAGAAAAUAUUCUUUAUCAGGAAGGAAAAGAUAGAUUAGUGAAUCUUGCAUUGGUGGAUUUUGAUUGGGCAGAUCAUAUUGGAAAAGCUGUGUAUCCUCCCUUUUUGAACACUAAAGGCAUAACCAGAUAUCAUGAAGCUGGAUCUGGUAAACUUAUUGAAUCAGAACAUGAUAUAUUUAUGUUAAAUACUAUCAAGAACCAUUAA
This is a messenger RNA of Funneliformis caledonium, 1266 nucleotides long. Lineage: Eukaryota; Fungi; Glomeromycota; Glomeromycetes; Glomerales; Glomeraceae. The record is from the annotation of a GenBank genome assembly.